GACGCCGAAGCCCCAGGCGGGCACGGCUCUGCAGUUGCUGUGACAGGGGCAGGUAGGAGCCCCAAGGUGCGACCAGUCUCGCCGGAGGAGGUGCGCCGGCUCUCGGUGGGUGGAGCCAGGAUCCGGCCGUCCGCGGCUCGGGCGGGUUCCUGCGACUUGUUGCUGCCGGCGGUCGGUGGAGCUGGUUCGGCAGGAAGGGUCCGGAGCGGAUGGUGCUGAGGCGUCUUCGAGCUGCUGCAGCCACAAAGGAAAAGAAACCCAAUAGAAUCCAUUGAAAAAGACCAUCAAACACCAAGUGUGCAAAAAAAUCGUGCAAACAACAGAGCGGAUCACUCUCUGAGUUGUGAAGACAUUCCCAUGGAUUCUUAUCUUGACACAAUUCAAGAUAAGCAAAUGCAGCGAGACUAUGGAAUCCAAAUCAGGUUUAUUCAAGACCCUCACGAGGAAGCAACAAAGGCAGAAAGCCAUCGGACUGCUAAUAGCAAAGCAGGGUCGUACGGAGUCAGCAUCAGGGUGCAGGGAAUCGAUGGGCAGCCCUACGUUGUGCUGAACAGUAAUCAGGAAGGACAAAUGCAAAUGUACGAGCCUUCUCCUGAGAAUGGUUGCUUCAACCCGACUCUGCCUCAAGAUAAUUUUAAACCAUACUCUGGACCUUACGCAAAAAAACCGCGAAACACUGCCUCCACUAAUGGGCAUUUCACCUUUCCAGAAAGUCAGCACUUCGAUUUACGGAGACCUUCUCCUUAUCUACCGUUGCUGAGAACAGAAACCCCUAAGGUCAAGGAUGACAACAGCCAUGUGAAAGCAGGUGAUUUGCUAAAUUUUCAAAAACACCCUGAAAUUCUGAAGCCAUACAACCCUGAAAAGAGUGUCUUGGAGCAGGCUGGUUGGCAGCGUUUGACCAGUAACGUGACUGCUGAGAAGAAUAUCGACAGUUCUCUGCAUCACAAACCUAAGCCAGAAUUCUCAAGGAAGUUGGAUGCUGGAAUGUCAAACCCAGUUAAAGCCAGCGACGAGAGAAACAGGAUCAGUAAGUUGGAUCAAAGCAAAAGGACUGCAGGGCUCCUCAGCAGAAAGCCUGAUUCAGGGAACAGCAAGGGAAAAGGGCGGAAUGGCACUAGUUCUGAUUUGGAAGAUUCCCGGACAGCUCGGCCGGACCUGCUCCCUUCGCACCGGCAAAGACCCGGCGGAAGAGGUGUUGAGGCUCCGGUAUUGCGUAAGUCUUUCUCAACUACAGUGCCAGCAGCUUCGGACAACAAAUUAUGGGUGGAUGAUCCCGAUGAAGAACUCUCUGCUGAAAAUAUAAACCGGCAUGAAAACAGAAGGUACAUUCCCUUCUUCCCAGGCACUGGCCGUGACAUUGACUCCGACCAUAUUCCUGGGGUGGACGAAUUGAUUGAUAAAUUUGAUGGUAAGGAGGGACAGCACCGGCGGGGUAGGUCAGCAAGGAGAAACCGAAUUGAUCCAGAAGAUCGAAAACGAUCUCGAAGCGUUGAUAGUGUUUUCCCUCUCAAGCGUCCAGAUAACUUCCCUUACUCUGAUAGGAAGUUCGGAGCAACAAACGAACAUUUGCUGCGGCCAUCACAGCUGCGACGACAAAGUGCAAUAACUCAAAGACCUGGUCUGAGUGAGAAUCCACAGGUCAGUCAUACUGUUUCCUCUGGGAGCCUCGGUCGGUAUCCAGAGCAGACUGCAGACCGUCAGGGAAACGUGAAGAAUGGCUUGGUCAAGAGUUCAAGUCAGACUAAAGUAGAUGGAGAAGCCACUAAUGAGCCCCAGGAGAGAACCAUGGUCAAAUCUUCUGCACUCCCGGUAGGGGCGAACAACAAGUCUGAAGCAAAAAGGGAGGAAGUGGUACCUGUUACCCAAAAACAUCUGGGCAAAACUGCACUCUCCUUCAUUCGGAUCAAUAAAAAGGGUUUGGAUCCUCUGGUGAGCCAAGAUACCUGUGAUAAUGAUGUUCCGGUAACACCCGACCUUUUGAAAGACCAACAAACGAAUGAAGAGACAGCAAAGCAGAUCCUUUACAACUACCUUAAAGAGGGGAGCCAGGAUGAUGAUGCCACAAAAAAGAAAGUUAAUUUGGUAUUUGAGAAAAUCCAGACCUUAAAAUCGAAGGGUGUUGCCGCUGUGAAAGAUCAAAAGGAAAAAAAGGAUGACAUUUCAUCAGAAUUCCAAGUCCUAUUGGAACAGAGGAAUGAGCUUGAAAAGAAUGCAGUUGCGAUUGAGAAGAAAGCAGAAGAGCUGCAAAGGAAACUGGAUGAAGUGACAAAGAUACAACAGAAUGACAGAGAACAAAAGGAUCGGACUAAAGACAAUCUCAGGAACCUACAGCGGGAAAUGGAAGAGAACAUAGAAGAAAAUAAUCGUUUGCGAGAGCAGCUAGCAAAAAGUGAUAAAGAGCUUCGAAAUCAGCUUGAGGAAUUGGUGCAAGUGAAGAUGGAGAGAGAGCAGUACCAGAGUGAAAUCAGAGACUUGCAGGAUCAGCUGUCAGAAAUGCAUGAUGAGCUUGAUUGUGCCAAGUUCCCGGCAGACAAUGAGGAGGAAAAGGAAACUCUGAUGAUGGAAAUGAUUGAAGCAAAGCAGCAGCUGGAAGAGGUGCUGAUUGCUAAAGAAGAUCAGCAGGAGAUGUUGAGGCGAAGGGAAAGAGAGCUGACAGCACUUCGGGGUGUUUUGAAAGAGGAGGUGUCAAACCACGACCGAGAGAUGGAAGAGCUUAAAGAACAGCAUGAAAAGGAGAAGCAGAAACUGAAGAAAAUUAUAGAUGAUCUACUGCAGAGCAAAACUAAACUGGAACAAGAAAAUAUUGAGACCAAGCGAGCAAAGAACGCAGUAGAGGAUCAAGUGAGGAAUCUCAUGGAUGAAAAAGAAAGCUUGAAAAAGAAAGUUGACAAGUUGGAAGCUGAAGUUGGUGAUCUCAAUCAAAUCAUUGAUAACAUGAAGGAAGAAGAGAAUAGACAGAAGGAUAAACUGGCACAUGUCGAGCAAGAGAAGAAGCAAUUGGAAGCAGCCUUGAGAGAAGUUGGGGAUCAGGAACAGGAUAUCUCAUUUGCAAAAAGAGCUUUGGAAAGUCAGCUGGAAGAUGCCCAGCGAAACCUCAACAAAAAGUCGCAGGAUAAUCAGGAGUUACGUGAAAGACUUCAGACGGAGGCUGUACAGAAGGACCUUCUAAAGAAGACGAAGAAUGAAAUGGAGAAUGAAAAAAGACAAUUGGAGAAGAUGGUUGAGAAGCUUCAGAAGGAGAUGGCUGAGGUGACCAAGGACUCUCAGAGGUCAAACCUUGAUCUGCGGAAGGAUCUGGAUGACUGCAAGGAAAAGAGCCGCACUCAGUUGACGUCUCUGCAGCAGCAGCUGAAAACCAAGGGUCUGGAGGCUGAGAAAUCCCAGCUAAUGACCAAGAAACUGCAGGAUGAGAUACGACGCCUGCGUGAGGAGAUGGAAGACUGUUCCCAAGAGCGUGAUGAAGCACUUCUGAAGAGCCAGCAGCUGAGGCAGAACGUCAGCGACCUAGAGCGAGACCUUGAAAGUAAAGUGCAUUGUGUUGAUGAUCGAGUGCGGCAAGUCAAGCAAAUAGAGGAUAAACUGGUGGAUUUGGAGAUGGAGCUGGAAGAGGAGAGAAACAAUUCAGAUCUUCUGACAGAUCGCAUCAAUAGGGACAGAGAGCAGAUUGAACAAAUGCGAAGUGAGCUUUUCCAGGAAAGAGCAGCGAGACAAGAUCUGGAAUGUGACAAGGUUUCACUAGAGAGACAGCACAAGGACCUGAAGAGCAGAAUUGCAUACCUAGAAGGUUCUCAGAAACAGAAUAAAGAAGGGAUUGUUACUCAGCUUGAAGCAAGAGUCCAAGAGUUGGAAGAACGUCUUGAGGAAGAGGAAAGAGAACGAUCUACUCUGCAGCUGAAUAAUCGUAAACUUGAAAGAAAGGCCAAGGAGUUGAUGCUGCAAACAGACGAUGAACGACUCCACCUGGCGGACCAAAAGGAUCAGUUGAAUCUCCGAUUGAAAGCAUUAAAAAGGCAAGUAGAUGAAGCGGAGGAAGAAAUCGAUCGGCUGGAAAAUGCAAAGAGAAAGUUGCAGAGGGAGUUGGAGGAACAAAUCGAAACCAAUGAGGAGCUCCAAGGCCAAAUGAAUGCAUUAAAGAAAGAUCUCAGACGUAAAAAUUCAGUGGCAAAGGUUUCAUCCUCGAUCCUAAAUGAUUAUGAAAAUGAUUACAGUACAGAUGAAGACAGUAUCUAUGACACAGACUUCAGACCAUCAAAGAAUGAUAAUCUCUAGGUUCACACCCAGACUGAUGCUUCAUCAUGAGAUAAAGGAACAAGGAAUGGAAUGGGUUAGUUAAUAUAUCUUUGAAGAAAUGAUAAUUAACUGUACCUGAUGUGACAUGGAAACCCUUAAUGAUACUGUCUGACGUGUGAAAGUAUCUUUGAUGUAUACCAUUGCUGCCUCAGUAGGUAAUAUGUUGGGACUGGGUAUUUGGAGCCAUUUGAAGAAUGACCUGAAGGCCAUAUUUUCCUGUUCAUUCAUUUUGAAGAGAAGUUAAAAUCUUAAACUUUGGGAAAAAAAAGCAAAUAGAUUUUAAUGUGUGUGCAGAUUGUAAAUACAUUUAAACUAUGGAGAUUUCCUAUUGUUAUAAUUUAAACUGCUCUAGUGCCAAUAAUACUUGUAGUUUCUCAGCUAGGUUGUGUUCUGAGACACUUUAAUAAAAUAAUCAGAUUUAGUUAGUUCCACAAUCAAAUCUAGUGUAUUAGUUGCUGGUUGUACACUGGUACCAUCAAUUUCUACACCUCUGGGUGUGUGUAGGUGUGUGUGUGUGGGUAUGUGUGUGUGUGUAGGUGUGGGUGGUCACGACUGUCUGAAUGUGCCUGUACAUGUGUGGUUUUCACUACCUACCACAUUAAUGAAGGAUUUACAAUUAGCAGAGAAUUUAUCCCCAAUAACCAGAUUAAAAUUGAGAGCGACCCUGCCCAUAGAAUCAUGUUGGGGACAGUGGUGCCUGAACUGCUUACUCGUCAUGGGCUGGUAUUUUACUGAAAGUGCACGUCCCAAACUCUAUUGGUCAUGUUGAAUAAUUCCUCCAACCAUCCCCAAGCUACAAAGUAAAACAUGGAUAGAAGGGAAAGUUAAAAUGCCCAACUUGAAACAUACAUUGAUCCCACCCACCCCCAGUGCUAGUGGAGGCAGGGUGAUGGGGAGAUAACCUGUUCUGUUUCAGAGGUUAGCCAGUUACCGAAACUCAGGUGAACACCGUGUGUGUUUGACAGGGUCUCUGUUUUUGAGUUCCCUUUGUUUCAGGAAACAUGGCUGCAGUAAGAUCGUCCCGUCCCCAUCUGGUGGCUCUGCUGGUCCCAAAAACCAACAUCACACUGUCCGUGCCCCACCCUCUCCAUCCCCGUUCUGCAGCUGUACCCGACCGACACCCAUUAAAUCUCAGCAAAUUCCACCUCCCAUACAGCCACGGACUCUGUAUAAACCCUACACCUAUAGACCAAUGACUGACACCUUCUCUACAGAUACACAAUCAAGCUGUCUUCUAAAUGAGGAACUCUUGUGUCCUGAGUGUGUGGCAUGUGAAGGAACCUGCCUGUUUGGAUGCUGACCAUGUCUCCGUCACCUCUUCUCCCUGAAACCCCUCUCUUCGUCACUUAUUCACCUCAAAACACCCUUCUCCAUCACCUCUCCCACUCCAUGUCCCUCUCCGUCACCUCUCCUCUGCAAAACCCCCUCCCUGGCACCUCUCUUCUCCCCGAAAGCCUCCUCUCCGUCACCUUGCUCCCUCAUAUCCCUUUCUUCAUUACCUCUUCUCCCCAAAACACCCCUCUCUAUCCUCCUCUCCCCCCAUAUCCCCCGUCAUCUCUCCCUCAUAUCCCCCUGUCAACUCUCUCCUCCCACAUUCCCCUCCGUAUCCCUCUCUGACCUCUCCCCUCAUAUCCCUCUCUAUAUGACCUGUCACCUCUUCCCCGUAUGCCUCUCAGUCAUCUCUCUCUCCCCAUACCCCUCUCUCCAUCACCUCUCUCCCCUGUAUACCUCGCUGUCAUCUCUCUUCCUCGUACCCUUCUGUCUCCUCUUUCCCCCUGCAUCCUUCUUUCCAUCAUCCCUCUCCCCAUACCCCUCUCUCCGUCAACCCUCCCAUCAUGCAACCCUCUCAGUCAUCUCUCUUACCCCGUACCCCUCUCUCCCCUCAUACCACACUCUCCGUCACCUCUGUCCCCUCAUUCCCCCAGUCAGCUCUCUCCACUCGUUCCCCCCUCUGUCAUCUCUCUCCCCUCGUUCCCCCCUCUGUCAGCUCUCUCCUCUCGUUCCCCCCUCUGUCAGCUCUCUCCCCUCGUUCUCCCGUCAUCUCUCUCCCCUCGUUUUCCCCUCUGUCAGCUCUCUCCCCUCAUUCCCCCAUCAUCUCUCUCCCCUCGUUUUCCCCUCUGUCAGCUCUCUCCCCUCAUUCCCCCAUCAUCUCUCUCCUCUCGUUCCCCCCUCUGUCAGCUCUCUCCCCUCGUUCUCCCCUCUGUCAACUCUCUCCCCUCGUUCCCCCCUCUGUCAGCUCUCUCCCCUCGUUCCCCCGUCAUCUCUCUCCCCUAGUUUUCCCCUCUGUCAACUCUCUCCCCUCGUUCCCCCGUCAGCUCUCUCCCCUCGUACCACGCUCUCUGUCACCUCUUUCCCCUCAUACUCUCCUCUCCAUCACCUCUUCCUCCACACCCCCUCUCCAUCACUUUCUUCUCAUCCCGCACCCCCUCUCCAUUAUCCCUUUCUCACCCAGCACCCUUCUCUGACACUCCUCUCUCACCCUGCACCCCCUCUCCGAUACCUCUCUCACCCCGCACCUGUCUCUAUUACCUCUCUCUACCCCCUCCCUCUCCCCUCCCUUGCAUCCCCCUCUCUGUCACCUCUCUACCCCACAUACCCCCAGUCAUAUUCUUUGUCUCCCACCAAUUCCAGCAAGGUGGCACAUUUGUUUCUGAUCCAGAUGUAAUGCUGUGGUUUGUGACGCUGAGUUCUGGAGUGAGGUGAGAAUGACGGGACAGUAUGGUAACACCGUUCAAACACUACUGGUGACAUUCUGAGUGUUAACCACCCAUCCUCAAAAAAUCCCUCUCCCUACUUCAUUCCCUCAACUUUCCUUGUGACAUUUGGUGUCUGACCUAGCCAUAACUGAAAUUGCAGACCAACCUUCCAAAGACUUUUUAGCCAGACUGAGAAAUGGUUGUGUUGCUGAAUCGCAAAACCAGGAGAAAAUAUAAAUGGAGAUGAGGCACCUUUGCCAUCAAUAGAUGCUCCAUGAUGUUAUUGUCUUGUGGAGAGGAAAAGCAUCGGAGAAAAAAAUAGAAUCCAAUAUCUGCACGUUUGAUAGCAUGUUCACUUUCUUCCAUGUGUAAUUAAAAUUAAUCUCAUUCAAAAAUUAGAGGAAAUUUACAUACAUUUUCAACAAUAGUUUUGCUAUUGCAGGUCCCUUAAAAAUAGUGCCUCUAAAUUUUCAUGACAAGGUGUCUGUCAUUGAAUAUUUCUUUUUAUCUAUAACAUAUUGACAAAAUAUCAAAAAUGCCAUUGUUUAAAUAUUUUAUAACAUGUGGACUAGAGCUGAUAUUAUGUUUCUUAAUGAUAAAACCAGGUAUGCAAAAUAGUUUUGCUUUUCAAUAUUUUAUUAAAUAUGGAAGUUACACAAUAUUAUUUUAAUACUUGCCAUUUUGGUUUGGAUAACAAUGAACUUUUAUAAGUAUUGUACAAAAGUUUUGCUGAGCUGAUUUUUAAUUACUUAUGUAAUGUAUAAUUGAAGCUCGAUUAAAUGCACAUUGAGUGACAAUCAAUAAAGUGUAAUAUACAGUAUCUGCAAGCAUUUAACAUGAUUUAUUGUAACUGGAAUACAUGGAUGUCUUAAACUCCACCACUGCUGAAUGUCUUAUUUUAAGUCGCUUAAUCUACUUACUUGACCUUUGGGCAUUAGGAUUGGCCAUUGUUUUUAAAUUCUGAAGCUACCUCUGUGCAGAUAAAGCUGUAAGACCAUUUACUGCAAAUAAAAUUUUAAAACGAU
Molecule: messenger RNA, 8014 nt
Organism: Hypanus sabinus (Atlantic stingray)
Lineage: Eukaryota; Metazoa; Chordata; Chondrichthyes; Myliobatiformes; Dasyatidae
Gene: cgnl1
Product: cingulin-like 1
Exons: 20
Coding region: 358-4272 (1304 amino acids)
Cellular component (GO): myosin complex
Source: RefSeq, a predicted model, not a curated record